Molecule: messenger RNA, 4494 nt
Organism: Candidozyma duobushaemuli
Lineage: Eukaryota; Fungi; Ascomycota; Pichiomycetes; Serinales; Metschnikowiaceae
Gene: BCK1
Product: mitogen-activated protein kinase kinase kinase
Exons: 1
Coding region: 1-4494 (1497 amino acids)
Biological process (GO): protein phosphorylation
Molecular function (GO): ATP binding; protein kinase activity
Source: RefSeq, a predicted model, not a curated record
AUGUCGUGGGUACCGCCAGCUAGCGACCCCAAUAGAAGGUCCGCAAGCCACGAUAUUCUGCGGAUAAGGCCAUCCCAGGCAUACCAUGAUAUUCAGGAACCCCAGAGAAUCGUAUCCGAUGAUGUGAUGGCGAGGAACAGAGGUCUGCAUUCUCCUUCGUCCUUGACCAGUUUUGGCGAUAGUCUAUAUUCCCAAAGCAAUGCAUCACAGAAGCCGAGCGUCGGAAGCUAUCCCGUGAACUCAACAUACGAGCCGGAUUUCGAAAUGCCGGUCAAACGUGAGUCUCAGUUCAUGGAGACAUUCUCACGUACCAGCAGCACUAGCUCUCGUCGUGUGGGUGUGAACGAGGAAGAUCAAAAACCGUUAGAUGAGCAACCGCUUGCGAAUUCUGAGAAUGUCCAUUUUGAAAAUAUCCCGUCGAAUGUCAACCUGUUCAGCUUCAGCGAGGCUGAUGAAUCUGCAAGGGAGUUCCACUUCUCACCAAGACUUGCUUACGAAGAUGAGCUUGAAAAUGCUGAUUUUGUUAGCAUAAGGACGCUGCCAAUGAGUCAGUCUGAGGAUGAGACAAAUACGAUACAAUCCUCGCUGCCUCCAAAGUCCCUUCAAUCAGGGAACUCGAACUUGGUUGGCCUGAUCAUCGGCAAGUACGACUACAGCUCCAGUGCCUUGGCGUUAAACCCUAGUGUAGAGACAAGAGGCACUGCUGCAUCAUUGACCUCAGGAUCAAUGUACUCAAGUGGAUCUCGCCCGAGUUUUCAGCCGGAGAUUGAUCAACAGAGAAUGAGAGAGCCUGUCAAGGACGAAAUGCGCAGUCUGCAAGAGCUGAACGCCAGCAAACGUGGAGAGCAUCUACGAAACAAUUCGGCGUCAUCUACGUUAUCCACAACUUCAACAGCAUCCACCCUCACCAAGAGUAACAACCAGCAGAGGUUCCUCAGAUAUGCAAUGGGCGCCCACUCUUCACAACCAGCACUUAAUCCGACUACGCGAUGGCUGAUGGACAAUGUGAUCUCCUGGCUAGACUUCCACAACUUCAAUCCCUCGUGGAAAGAAACGUUCAGGAGAAAUGAAAUUUCAGGCAACCGAUUCUUGGAACUUGGCAAUUACGAAUCAUCGUCAAUGGUCUGGAGACAGUUUAGCAGGAGCCUACAUGUGGGUGAGGACAAGAGUGAAGUAGAUAGGUUCAUUCACUUGUUACGCUCGGAGCUCCAUAAUAUCGAAAACUCCUCCACAAACACUAGCUCCACCUUGGCUCCUCCUGAAAUUGAAGUUCAGAAGCGAGCAGAGAACAGAAAGUCAUCUGCGACAUUAUCAACACAGUUGUCAUCAUCGGUGCCCACUAAACCUCGUCCCUAUUCAUACGUCGAGCCAUCAAGCUCAUCUAAGGCCAACCCAUUGAGAGAUUCGUCGCAAUCACACGCCCACAAGUUUUUCAGGCUUCACCAUAGAACCCCAUCUACUGAUUCGACAAAGGCAAAUACAAGCACUGCCAGUUUAAGUGGGGAUGAUCCAAGAAACUCAACUGGUCAACGAAUGAGCGGUAUAUUCAGCUCGAUUUGGAAAUACAGUGGCGACAAAGCAGCUGGGAUUGUCAAACAAGUGCACCCUAGCUCUGGGAGUUCCGGUGGGAGACAAUCAAGUGGUAAUAAGAGAGGUAGCUAUGUCAUGCCACAACAUAGACGAGCCGAUCUGUCCAGCAAGAACACUUCGUUCAUGAAUCGAGACUCAUUAUUGAGCUUGCAGCGUUCGCAAGAUGAUGGUACGCUUUCUCCAAUAUCCACAAAUUCCACCGGGUUCCCUCCUUUUGAUGUCAAUGAAUCUUCUGCCGAUAGUGAACGCCUGUUCAGCGCAGAGAUAAAGAAGGAGAUCAUCGACGCUAGAUACUUACCAGUACCAAAAGGCAGUCUUCAAGACGAAUCCAAGCUUAUUCUACUCUCCAAAGACAACGUUUCCUUCAAACCAUUGAGGAUCUAUACGAAAGAUCUUGACGAUUUGGAAUCAUUAAAGAAGAGGAUCUAUAAAUCAUUGGAUCUCCUCAGUUUUGGCCUCAUCACCUUCCAUCUUACUGAUUAUGACUGCAUUCCUGGUGAAGCAAUGAGCGACGAUGUCAUAGUUCAGGCUCUUCGACAAAACACCCUUUGCAAAAUUCACAUCCAGCAAAUUGUGAACUCCCCAGGUACCAACACGAUUUCAAGUACUUCAUCAGAUGCCAGAUCCUUCGAUCUCACAGGUGAUAACAAUGGCCGGAUGUAUCCUGCUACUCCACAGUAUCUAUUACAGGAUGCUCGAGACAAGGGAAUAGACUACAUCAAUUUCAAAGAUCAUGAGGCAUUCUCACAGAUUAAGAAUCCAAAAGAUGCGAGAGGUCCUACAACGCCUUAUCAGCAUCCCCUCAAACUCACUAUUCCCGUCAACAAGAGGCACAGCAAGAAAAACCUUCUCCAGCCCAACAAUAGUCAGCAAACUGGCCGUAAGGUUGAGUUUACAGGUCAAGCCCAUCUGCAUGCUGCAGAGCUACCUGAUAGCUCUAAAAGUUGGAAAUCUCCAGAAGCAAAACAGCAAAGCUCUUUUGCUUCUAAAGAUGCUAAUUCUGCACUUCUAGAGGACAAGAAUAGUCUCUCCACGAAGGCGAUACGUUCUGCUAUUUUCAGAGAGGGUGCUGCCAAAGCCGCCUCGAGAGCUUCCUCUCUGGGUCUGGAGUAUGAGAGGUCUAGCAGUUUCAUUGCAAAACGAAAGGCCCCUCCUCCUCCAACUGGCUCAGUGAGAUCUAGAACUCUACUGGGUGCUUCAGUCCUGCCAGCAUUGUCCCGCAACAGUAGCGGGAGACGUGUAACAUCGAAGCUGGCCUCGAUUCGUAAGCAGGAAGAAGAGACAAACGCUUUUGCAGAGCAUGAAUUCAGCUUCGACGACGCCCCAUCAUUUUCACCAGCAUCAGCAAAAUCACCCCAAUUGCAAGACACGUCAGCCCUUGACACGAACGAAGAGUCUGAUAAUGAUGACUUUUUCGUCAAACCGAUGUCUCAAAAGAAGAGCCUGGCUGAAACGACAGUUGACAGCGAUGACGAGGAAGACUUCUUCAUGAAGCCCACGAAGAACAACCAGAGUGCUGAAUUGAGAGAGAUGAACGUGAGACCACCUGUCGAAGAAGUUUACAAUAAUCUUGAGAAGUAUUUCCCCAACACUAAUCUCGAUAAACCGAUUAUUGACGCUUCACCCGAUUCUCCUGUUGCCCAGGCCAUAAGCCCCAAGAGAUCAUUCCCUACGCAGAGAAAGGAAUCCAUUUCCAGGACGUUUUCUAACGCAAACAAUUCGCCAAUUAAUCCUCCCAACGACGAGGAUGGAGUGAUUCCUGUUGAUAAUGGAGGUAAACCUUUCAAGAGAAUGAAGACUAUUCGAACGGUUGCCAAUGAGGCACGUAACAAGCGUUUAGCUGGUCAAAGAGCUAACAAAAAAUUCCCCGAUCCCCCAGCCAAAACCACGGAUGAAAAGAGUUCAGGUCUGCUUCGCAGAUCAAAUACGAAAUUGUGGGGCCAGAAACUCGUCGAAGUCACUUCGGCUGAGAUUGAAAAGGGUUUCGUCAGUCGCAUAAGAUCAAGUGCUAGCUCUAAAUUUGAGGAGUUUGCUUGGAUCAAGGGUGAGCUCAUUGGUAGAGGCUCUUUUGGAUCUGUCUACUUGGCACUUAAUGUGACUACCGGUGAGAUGCUCGCAGUGAAACAAGUCGUUGUGACUAAUAGUUGGAACAAGACCUCAGACGGUCUUGAUGCUUUACAUAAAGAAGUCGAGACGAUGAAAGACUUGGACCACCUAAAUAUCGUCCAAUACUUGGGCUUUGAGCAGAAGAAGAACACUUACAGCUUGUUCCUCGAAUACGUUGGCGGUGGAUCGAUUUCAUCUUGCCUUAAGUCGUUUGGAAAAUUUGACGAGCCUCUUGUUAAGUUCAUCACACGACAAGUGUUAGAUGGUUUAAGGUACUUGCAUUCAAACGGCAUUUUGCACAGAGACUUGAAGGCCGACAACUUGCUUCUUGAAACUGACGGUACGUGCAAGAUUUCUGAUUUCGGUAUUUCCAAGAAGUCUCAGGAUAUCUACAGUAACAACGCUGAGAUGUCGAUGCAAGGAACCGUGUUCUGGAUGGCCCCCGAAGUUAUUCACAACAUUGUAGAGGACAAGAAACAAGGAUACAGCGCCAAGGUCGACAUAUGGUCGUUAGGAUGUGUCGUUCUCGAGAUGUUCGCUGGACAGAGGCCUUGGUCGAACGAGGCCGUCAUCAGUGCUAUCUACAAGAUUGGAAAGACAAAGCUUGCCCCACCGAUCCCAGACGAUGUCAGUGACGAGGCAAAGGACUUCUUGAAACAAUGUUUCACUACAGACUCUGAAGUCAGACCCACUGCAGAAAAACUUCUUGAGCAUCCGUUCAUGGUGAAAGACCCCAGCUUCCGCUUUAAUGAUACCAAGCUCCGUGAAGUGAUCAAAUUCAACACUAGACGGGUGUAA